Molecule: messenger RNA, 1702 nt
Organism: Cladophialophora immunda
Lineage: Eukaryota; Fungi; Ascomycota; Eurotiomycetes; Chaetothyriales; Herpotrichiellaceae
Exons: 1
Coding region: 232-1371 (379 amino acids)
Biological process (GO): cellular response to oxidative stress; hydrogen peroxide catabolic process; response to reactive oxygen species
Molecular function (GO): heme binding; peroxidase activity
Source: RefSeq, a predicted model, not a curated record
GUAGAGCUGCGGAUCAGACUCUCCGGUACAGAGUACUUAUUCUUCGUAAGUGACCCUCUAGAACAGUUGAGGAUUUUGGGUCUACAUGGCACACAUUGGUUCGGUUCCUGGCUACAUUUUGUCUCAUUAUCCUAUUAGUUCGUCGUUCGUCCCAUUGACUUGGCGGCUUCUUCCUUGACCCUCCCAAAACCAAAACAUUCUUGGGCCUGUUUGCACACACUCUCACUCACUAUGGCUGCCAUUACAACCUCUCGGGCCUUUAUCAAGGUGGUGCCUAAGAGUGCUGCUUCACCAACUUGUUCCCUUCGUGCGGUCACUCGUCCCGCAAGCAGGAGCCUUGCGAGGCCGGUCUUCCAAAGAUGCUCCCGACGCCAUUUUUCAUCGCAGCCUCCGCGCCGAUCCAGCAAUAGUGCCACCAUAGGACUGGUUGCCGCGAUCGCUCUUCUUGCGUGUGGUGGUUACUACUUCAAUACUCGGGUUGCUGAUACACACACCAAACCAAAAGCUGGAGUCCAGACCACCAGUAACUUCAAGCCGUCUGCCAAAGACUACCAGAAUGUGUACAAUGCCAUCGCAAAAGCGAUCUGGGACAACGACGAGUAUGAUGACGGGUCGUACGGGCCAGUUCUUCUUCGGCUAUCGUGGCACACAUCUGGAUCUUACGAUUCCGCCACUGGCACUGGAGGCAGCAAUGGUGCAACUAUGCGAUUUGCUCCAGAAAGCCAAUACGUGCCCAACAGAGGCCUGGAAAAUGCGCGCAAUUUCCUGGAACCCAUCAAGGCGCAGUUUCCGUGGAUCACCUACUCAGACCUCUGGACUCUUGCUGGUGUCUGCGCCGUGCAGGAAAUGCAAGGUCCUACUGUCCCGUGGCGACCUGGUCGACAAGACCGAGAUGUCUCUUAUUGUUCACCUGAAGGCCGUCUCCCAGACGGGGACAAGGACCAGCAUCACGUCCGCGCUGUAUUUAGCAGAAUGGGCUUCAACGACCAGGAGACGGUGGCUCUCAUCGGCGCCCACGCCGUCGGACGCUGCCACCCUGACAGAUCCGGCUUCGACGGGCCCUGGACUUUCUCCCCGACUGUAUUUACUAACGAGUACUUCCGGCUCCUUAUGGAGGAGAAAUGGGGCUGGCGCAAGUGGAACGGACCCAACCAGUACCAGGACCAGACCAGCAAGAGCCUCAUGAUGCUGCCCACCGACAUGUCGCUUAAACACGACCCCAAGUUCAGGAAAUACGUUGAGAUCUACGCCAAAGACAGCGCCAGGUUCUUUAAUGACUUCUCAGCCGCCUAUUGCAAGUUACUCGAGUUGGGCGUGCCAUUCAACAGCCGGCCCGAGGACAGAAUCAACUUCAAACCGACUAUCGAAUGAUAACCAUCCUCUGGUAUGUAGUAAGAUAAUAUAAUGAGAUGGCGUCUGACGAUAGAUUUACAAUGGAAUGCGGCGAGCUUGCAAGGUCCUUAUGAGAUGAGUCGGAUAUCGGGCCAGUCUUAGGCGUUUUGAGUGUCACUACGAUUGGGAAUCUCGGGCAAGCGGAAGGCGCGGAAUAGGGGCUAAACCAUAAUGGCAAAAUCCAUGUCUGAAUUUCGUAUCAUGCCACCCAAUCUGCGUCCGGUACAGCUCCGGACUCCAGUCGACUGGGAGAAUAGAUUGCUCAGAUUCUGUUGUGUCACACCAUAAUAAAGGCUCAGGAAAAUCCGAU